UUCGCUGAGCGAGUCUUGGGAUGGCUUGAGGGCAUAUAGAGGCACCGCUGCUCUUCACUAAGAAUAUGAAAUCGCCCGAGGAGAAAGAUACUGCAGGCUGUGCCGAAUCGCUCCCGCUGCCGCCUUGGUUCCAUCCUCGAGGGAGAGCUUGAUCGCAAUGAGAGCAACCCCAGACCCCUCAACGUCUAAGCUUCCCCUCAAAUCAGGAACACGCGACCUGCGACACCAACAAACCGUCACGAUUCCCAACAACGAGUCUCCAAGCCUAGCACGCGAUCGAAACGUCCUUCGCGCCGGCAAAAGACACGAGGAAAGCGCUGAGGACAGCAGUGGGCGAACCCCUGUGAGGAAGGCGAAAGAGGCUCUGCACGGCUUCCUGUUGCUGCUUUGCACGCUGCAUACAAUGCGCCGAAGCAUGCAGGUAGGUCUGGCACAGCAGAGCGAGGUACAACUGGUUGCUCCCUGGUCUCGUUCGAUGGAGUCUCAAUAUGCUUCCACAGAAGGAAAUGGGGCGGGUGACAUACCACGAGCAAUACUGGCCUCGAGUUGCCCCAGUGAAGGUCGCAGUGCUCCUGUCAGACAGCGAGGCACCGAUACCUUGUUGCCGUAUUGGAUCCCAUUCUACAGACCAACGGGAAUGGCUAGACCAUGUCCCAGGGCAUUCCACAUGAACGCGCGAACGCUGUUUGGUGGGGGACGGCCAGACAGGGGGAGGCCAGGUAUUGGCGUGUCUUCAGUCUUGUUUCUGCUGUCAGAUAAGACCGAGAGCUGGGCGGGGAGACGGACGGGCGGAUAAGCAUGAGGGCAAUGAAUGUAUAUAUUUAGCAUAGCUAUGAAUCAAAUGAUCGCCUCAUGAAGCAUCGGAAGCCUGAGGUCGGGGGCUAUUUCUGUCCUGAGAUAUACCCAUGACAGUUAAAGAGUCGGCCACAGCUCCGCACUACAACUCUAACC
Messenger RNA from Microdochium trichocladiopsis, 951 nucleotides. RefSeq lists its product as uncharacterized. Bases 158 to 796 code for a protein of 212 amino acids. Lineage: Eukaryota; Fungi; Ascomycota; Sordariomycetes; Xylariales; Microdochiaceae. The record is from RefSeq and is a predicted model, not a curated record. The transcript is spliced from 3 exons.